UAAGUUUCCUUCAAAAAAAAUAAAAAUUAAUAAGUUAAAACACAAUGUUAGAAGAAGACUUUUCUUAAUUUGGCGUACCUUUACUUUUCUGCUACUACAGAGUACUUUACAUAAUACAUCCUAAGCCAAAACCAAGGUAAUCAUUUUAUUCCAAUAGCAUGAUACUACUCCUCAUCUUCCUUGCAACAAUCUCUCUUAUCUUUCUUCUUCAAAAACGAAGGAAGAAUGAAUCAUUUAAUCCUCCUCCUGGACCUAAAGGGCUUCCUAUUAUCGGAAACUUACACCAGUUCGACCCUUCAAAACCUCACAUCUACUUUGCUAAGCUAGCAAAGAUUUACGGUCCUAUCUUGACUACACGAUUUGGAACUACACCAGCUGUGGUGGUUCAAUCAGCCAAGACAGCGAAAGAGGUUCUUCAUACACAGGAUCUUAACUUUUGUUACCGCCCAUCAAUGAUUGCAACACAAAGACUAAGUUAUAAAGGGUUAGACUUAGCUUUUGCCCAAAGUUAUGGAUACUUCAGAGAAAUAAAGAAAAUAUGUGUUGUACAUCUUCUUAGUUCUAAAAGAGUGGAGUCUUUUACUCCGAUUCGACAAGAGGAAGUCUUGAGGAUGGUAAACAAGAUUUCUACUCAAAUUUCUUCUGGUUUAGAAACUGUUAACUUGAGCGAGUUGUUAAUGAGUUUUGCAAGCUCCAAUAUUUGCAGAAUUGCCUUUGGCAAGAGAAACGGAUCAAAACAUACGUGCUUCAUAGAGUCAAACAAACUUGACCUAGCGAGUAUGAUGAAGAUGAAGGGUCAAACAGGAGCAGAUUUCACAACCUUCUGAACGAUGCUCAGGCCAUGUUCACGGCCUUCUUCUUUACGGAUUAUUUCCCUUCCAUCGGGUGGCUCGAUAAGCUAACAGGACAAUCGUCGAGGCUUGAGAAGACGUUCACAGAGUUGGAUGUGUUUUAUGAUGAAAUCAUUAACGACCAUCUUGACCCAAAUCGACCUGUAUCUGAGACAGAGGACAUCAUAAUAAUUAUUUAUGCAGAGUUUUGAGCAUUUUAUGUGACAAUAAGAAACGAUAUAUCCUACUCCGAAAGCUUUGCCAUAAAGCAUAUAACAUAGCAGUACAUAUCCAAAAUACUGAUACAGUAAUAAGUGAGUUGUUGGUGUAGAAUUCAGAACUCCCAACUCCGAGCCAAAAAUGUAGCUUUUCAAAAAUAAACGUGAGCCAAAAAUGUAGUUAUACAAAAAUAAAGACUUAUACACAGAAAAUGAACAAGGCCUGAAUUUCAUUUUCAGAAAAUAUUACUGUAUCAAGUGCUUAGAUGAGCUGUCUUAUUUACUAA
Molecule: messenger RNA, 1335 nt
Organism: Chenopodium quinoa (quinoa)
Lineage: Eukaryota; Viridiplantae; Streptophyta; Magnoliopsida; Caryophyllales; Amaranthaceae
Product: cytochrome P450 83B1-like
Exons: 3
Coding region: 159-827 (222 amino acids)
Molecular function (GO): heme binding; oxidoreductase activity, acting on paired donors, with incorporation or reduction of molecular oxygen; iron ion binding
Source: RefSeq, a predicted model, not a curated record